Messenger RNA from Bipolaris sorokiniana ND90Pr, 2355 nucleotides. RefSeq lists its product as uncharacterized. NCBI's taxonomy places the organism in Eukaryota, Fungi, Ascomycota, Dothideomycetes, Pleosporales, Pleosporaceae. The record is from RefSeq and is a predicted model, not a curated record. The coding region runs from base 483 to 2060 and encodes 525 amino acids. The transcript has a single exon.
CCCUACUUAACUCUAUCACGCCGCCGCCGCCCCUCCCACGCCCAUGGACGCCGUCCCACAUCCUGCCUGGCCCAGCCCGGACUCGUUCCCAGCCCUCGCUGCUCGUUGAUCUGUUAAAGAAGACGCGCUGCUGCCAAUGCGUCGCCCCCAUUCUCCCUCCCCAACCUGCUGCCCAUGCGAGCGCUCUUUCUUCGGAACUCACCCAGACGCCAGACGCCCCAUCCGCGUCGCUCAUUUUACGCCCACACUACCCCUGUCGCACCUCCCAGAGACACCAAACACGCCUGGCUCGCCUCGACUGAACACACCAACCCUCUCUGUUUCUUGCUUCUUCCCGUCCGGCUGAGACGUCUAAAAUAAAUAUCCGCCCUGCCCAUUGCUGACCGCGCUCCCGUGUGUCCAAACACACAUCACCCCCCCCCCCUUCCCCAGACCCGCAAUCCUGGCUUCCUCUUCCUAUGGACCCAGCUGCCACCGACACCAUGUCGCGAAGUCGAACCACGCGUACCCGCUCGGCAAACUCUGGCGCCGCUGCCACGUAUGGAUACCAUAAUACUCACCAUACACACGCCCAGCUGCCCCUUGGCUCCCCGCCCUCGUAUGCCUGUGCCAUUGACCCCCAGACUAUGCGAAGGCUCCAAGCCCGAACAAAAGCAGAGCAAGAUGCUGUCCGCGCCACCCCUCUUCCACCGCCCUACACUUGCACCGUCGACAUCGAGGGCAUCGUGGGUAUCAAACAGGAACUGUCGUCGCCCUUUCAAGUCUCAGGUCACCGCGAGUGGACAGAUGUCUACGCCAUCCUCCGCGGCACUCAGUUAAGCCUCUAUCGCAUCAAGAACCCGCACCUCCUCAGCAAAAAUAGGAACGCCUCGCCGGGCCGUUUGCUCAAGACGUUUUCUCUGCAGCAUGCCGAGGUUGGCGUCGCCUCUGAUGUCAAGAAAUCGGCUUUGGUGCCAAAAUCUCCCUUCGUUCACUUGGUGCCUGUUGCAGCUCGUCCCAAGCUAUAUGAGUCGGACCCACAACUCUUUGAGCCCGUAAGAGAACACCCCAUCAGACUGCGCCUCGAGUUUGAACAAUUCUUGCUGUGCCCCCAAUCCGAGGAAAGCAUGCUCGACUGGGUAGAAUCAUUCUGUGCUGCCAUUGAUAUUAGCGCCCCGCUAGAGGACCGCAGCGAGCCUCGCUACAGAAGUUUGCCCCGAAGGAGUCGCAGACAGCGAGUCUUGGAUGCUGCACAGGUCGGAGAAAACCUCGAGGGUUUGUCGAGUAUGGAAGCUGGCCGUCGCCUCAUUGCAGAACAGGAGCAGAUUAUGCGACAACUCUACCCCAACCUAGCAGGAAACCGCGAACCAAGCACAAGCCGCUCAUCUCCAUCUGCCGAUGCCGAGAUUGACGAUUUUGAUCCAGAAGAUGUUCGCUUCCCUACACGAGAGGCAAGACAAUCUCUGGCGCGUGUCUCUUCCCAAGACCAGGACCAGGCCGAUGACGAGCAAUCCGAGAACGGAUCCGACCCCAAGUCGACACCUCUGCCUCCACCCUCGCCUGCGCAAAUGAUGCGCUACCGUCGCCGUUGUGCACCGGUACUGCUCGCUUCGUCGCCGCGGGUAAGCGAUGUUGUUUUUGCCAAGGGUCAGCGUUUCCGCAUCAGCGUAAAGGCUCAUAUGCUUGUUGAGUACACCGCCCAUCCACCGCGCUAUGACGCACAUGGUUUUCCCAAGACCAGGAGGCCGUCUCACACCAGCGCAAGCCAAGCUCCGCCCGCACCAGUUGCAGACGAAACAGCGCCUGCAACCGUUGUACCGGAACGACCAAGCUCCCCAGUCCGGGGUAUUAGCGAUGAUUCCAUAACGUCUAUUUCAUUUGGCGAAGAUCUCGCCCCUAUCAACUCAAAGUCAAACACCGAUGAGACGGGUCCAUCAGGCCCGCCCUCACCAACUGGCAAGGCGCCCAUGACGGCAGAUGCAGCCCGCCAGUUGGACACCAUUGGCAAGAGACGGCCCAGCAUAGAGAGCCGCGAGGCUAGCCUGAACCCCAUCAGUCUCGGUGUCGGACUGGUCAUUUGAGCAACAUGCCUUUCGUUUUUUCCGCAUGAUUCCCUUUGUUCUUUUUGCAUCGCACGGCGUCGGAUGAGCGAAUUAUAUGGGUGCAUCCUCAGCGCGAUUGGGCGCUGACACGCUUGUCUUUUUUAGGCGCAGCACUUUCACUGGUGUUCACAAAAACUGCUAAUUAGGAGAAAUAUAUACCCCUUUACUAUGUAUGGAUUAUAGGGAAACCGAGGAUUUUGACUAGAUUUUGGCUUGGGGGCUUCGGAUGUAUAUAGACCACGUUUAGCAAUUGUUUAAUAAACACCAUCUACAC